AUGAAUAGAGAUAAGGAGUUACAUCCAACAAGUGUAACAUCAGAACCAGCCUCUCCAACAAACAGCACUGGGAAGGAAAAGAUGGAUAUUGCUUCAGAACUGAAUAGCCCAAGUUCUCACAGCCAUGACAUAGGGAAUGCCAUGACAUUUUCUUCCUUUGAAAGAGGAAUUAAAACAAUGUUAAGCAUCCGGAAAUCAAAAAACCUGAACAAAGAAAAAGAAAAGGAAUCUACUGGCACUUUGAGAGGCAUACGACUUUCUUUUAAAUUCUCCAAGAGCUAUGAGCAGGACAAACCCACAAUCUGUAAUGGUAUGGAGGAGAUUGGAGAGAAGAUAGAAUUAGAGCCCACUAAAGGAAAACCUCUUUCAGUAAUGGAAAUAAAUGAACUUAUUCAAAAACGGCAACUUUUGGAAGCAUUUGAAAGCAUCAAGUACUUGGAAGAUGAGGUGAUAGCUGAAAGGGAUGCUGACAAAUACAAAGACAACCCCCAAGAGUUUGCUAGGAAAUCCAAGGAUGUGGAUUUGCUUUAUAAUUCCAUUACAAGUACAAUACAGUCCAUCGUGGUAGGAACACUGGAGCAUCCCACUGUAGAGGAGACCAUGCUGGCAUCCUUGGUGACUUUAAUUGCCAAUGAAGAAGCAGCUCAUCCUGACGCAAGUUACACUGCUGGUCCUGGGUCAGACUUGCUUGGCAUACCCAGAAAGUGGAGGGAGGAGUGGAGGGAAGCUAUCAAUGAGAGCGCUAGAAGGAGAGUCGUGAGCGUACCCAUGGCAUCAAAGGAAGAAGACAGUUCUUGGCUUGAUCUCCACUUAGGUUUCCUCAGGAAACACCUGAGCAAAGAUUUACUGAAAGUCAAGUUUGCAGUAAAAAAGUGUUAUCCAGAGGAUUAUAGGGUGUGUGACAUUUAUGUGGAGGCUUUUCACAAGGCCAUUGCUUCCCACUUGCAAGAUCUCUCCCAAAGACCCUUGGAAUUCAAUGAGCUCUACGCCUUGCUCGACUGGGUUGCUAACACAUACCUGAGUGAACUCCUUAUGGGUCACCCAGAUCUCAAACCAGAAGUUAAAACAGAAAACCUCUCCCUGUUGUUAACACCAGCUGAUUGGGAUAAACUGAAAAAUGACUACAUUAUUUCUGUAAAGGGGAAAAUCAAAAGCUAUUUUGGAAACAUCCUGAAACUGGAAAUCACAGAAAAGUGGGAGCAGGAAGUUCAGCCGGAAGUGGAGGAAAACCUAUACAACUCAUCGCUGUCCUUUGAUAUUCAAACGAUCAUUGCAGAGCACAUGAAGGCAUCCAAAGCAAUCAGCAGAAGUCUGGAAAUGAAAACGCUUGAGCUCUGCCUGGCAGAACUGCAUGAAUUCAUAGCAAGAUUUGGGGAAGAAUUCAUGGAGUGGAACUCUUCCAGAGACAGUCCGAUUUUUGCAUCCUAUUUUGCUGCCUACAUCAACAGCUUCCAUGACCUGGUGUCAGGCUUACAAACAAUAUUUAAGGUGAACACUGAGGAACUGCAAAGUGUUUUGGCAGCUUUGACAAAGAACUUCAGAAACUUUUUUUUUAAUAAAUUAAGAACAAAAACACAGCCACUCUUUAAGAAAAUCCUCACUAAAGAUUGGAUUUUAGCUACUGAGAAGCCAGACUUGCUAGCGUCUGCUGUGUCGCAGUUCUCCGAACACCUCCAGCACAUGAAGGAGCCUGUUGGGCAGGAACUUCUAUGUGACAUUCAUAAGUAUGUGGUGAGGGAAUACAUCAUGCAGGUCAUCAAACCGAGAUGGAAAAUAAAAGGGGAAAUGAGGCAACAAGUGAGCAAAAGGAUGAACCAGGAAGCCAAAAUCCUUAAUAACAUGCUCAUAGAUCAGGGGUCUACUUCUGACUGGCUCCUUCCCGCCAUACAUCACAUCGCUAACAUAGUUGGGGAGAAGAAGAAAGACAAAAUCAAGGAGUACGUUAUGGAACUAUGUCAAGAUUAUCCAGAUAUCAGAAAGGAGCACAUCUUGGCAGUUCUUGGACUCCGAGGCCUGGGGCGAGCCAAGAGACUGGCGAUCAUUCGGCAAGGAUACCAUCUGCAGGAGAGCUCCGGUGGUGGGGCCAGCAACACGCUCUUUGACGAAAUCGAUGCUCCAAGUGUCAUCAGCUGUUUCUAA
Messenger RNA from Rhea pennata, 2139 nucleotides. It is a transcript of the gene EXOC3L4, whose product is annotated as exocyst complex component 3 like 4. The coding region runs from base 1 to 2139 and encodes 712 amino acids. The transcript has 11 exons. Gene Ontology annotation, biological process: exocytosis; exocyst localization. Lineage: Eukaryota; Metazoa; Chordata; Aves; Rheiformes; Rheidae. The record is from RefSeq and is a predicted model, not a curated record. Gene Ontology annotation, molecular function: SNARE binding. Gene Ontology annotation, cellular component: exocyst.